CUGAUUGAAGAUUUCUUUAUUCUCGGCGACGGUUUAGCGAAAUCUCCGGCGAAGCUAUGACGACAAUCAGUCUCCGCAAGCAAAACACGAGGCUCCCACCUGAGGUGAACCGCGUGCUCUACGUCCGUAACCUCCCCUUCAACAUAACGAGCGAGGAGAUGUACGAUAUCUUCGGCAAGUACGGCGCGAUUCGCCAGAUUCGCAUCGGAUGCAACAAGGACACGAAAGGAACUGCCUUUGUCGUGUACGAGGAUAUCUACGAUGCUAAGAACGCCGUCGACCAUCUCUCGGGCUUCAACGUGGCGAAUCGGUACCUGAUCGUGCUCUACUACCAGCACGCGAAGAUGAGCAAGAAGUUCGACCAGAAGAAGAACGAAGAAGAGGUUGCUAAGUUGCAGGAGAAGUAUGGUGUCUCUACCAAAGAUAAGUAAAACACGUGUCCUUGAUUCGAUUCGAUGGUAUCAUGGUUGUAUUGCGAUUUAGGGUUUUUAAUUGGGAAACUUUGAUUUCUUAUCUGUAUGUGUUUGGUGGAUUUGGUUUGUAUGUUGAAGUUGUUUGCUCUCGUGUCCUUUAUAUCGACAAAGUAAUGAAAAAGAAACUCUUUUUGACUUCAAA
Molecule: messenger RNA, 615 nt
Organism: Brassica napus (rape)
Lineage: Eukaryota; Viridiplantae; Streptophyta; Magnoliopsida; Brassicales; Brassicaceae
Product: splicing factor 3B subunit 6-like protein
Exons: 1
Coding region: 57-431 (124 amino acids)
Biological process (GO): mRNA splicing, via spliceosome
Cellular component (GO): catalytic step 2 spliceosome; U2 snRNP; precatalytic spliceosome
Molecular function (GO): RNA binding
Source: RefSeq, a predicted model, not a curated record